UUAAAAACCACUACAAUGUUGUUGCGGGUAAUUCUUGCUCCAGACAAUAUCAGAAAAGUAUCAUGCCCUGACAAUGUAUCGACCCUUGAAGACCUCAAAUCUAUUCUUUGUGAGAAACUGAACAUAGAAAGUGGAUUCACUAUACAAUUCGAAGAUCCUGAUUUCAAUAAUGAACUGUGCAAUUUAACCGACAUUAGUGAACUUCCAGCAGACAAGGCCACCUUAAAGAUUUUCUGGAACAUUUUAGUCACACCAAUAGAAGAAAACACUUUGUCUGAUUUCACUGUAGAUACUGCUAGUGUUUCAAGUGACUCGUCAUUAUCACCUCAAACAUUUAACAGAGUGGAGCCAUGGCCCAAGGAGUUUCCAAUUCCUAAGUUUUCUUUGGAGCUUGAACUUCGUCUCCAGAAAGCAAAUGAAUUAUAUGAACAGAAGAAGAUUCCAUUGGAUGUCACUCGUGACAUUAAAAUGGAAAUACUUUGUAAAGUUUCAGAGGUAAUGUUUUCAUACAAAACCUACCCAAAUGAGUCAGAAUGUGAGAAAGUUGCUGCAGCUUUGAUUGUCAAGCAUCCUUGUCUCACUGAGGCCACAGGCGCUGGUUGGCUUGGAUGGAAAGUAAGUAUUCAAUAUAAGAUGAACAACCUUCGGCAAAAACUUCGGUUUGCUGGCUGUGCAGAAGUGCAGGUAAAUGCUUACAAAAGAGGAUUUGGUUCUCCCAGAGGUUGCCUUAAGAAACCUCGUAAAUCUGAGGUAAAUUUCUUGCCAAAUCACCCUGGUAGUCAAAAAGAUGAAGAUCUUGAAACAGAGAGGCAGCAGCUUGAGGAUGAAGUGAAGAAGAAAAAUAUGAACCUGGACCUAAUCAACACCAAAAUGGACCUCACUUUUUCCCUGAGAAGAAAGGAGAUUGUCAUGGAUGAACCGCUGGUCUCUGUAGUCCAACAGAGAUGGCCAGGCCUUUUCAUAGAGCAACAGACUAUGGAUGUUACCACACACAAGAGGGCAACGGUUCUACAAGGACUACCUCUGUACUUAAGAGAAUACAAGAAGUUAUCAACAACAUGUCAUGAUACAGACUCCCUUCAAAUAUAUACAAAUGAAAUGAAGAUAGGAAUAUUAGAGGUUGUGAGGCACCAUGAGACCCAUCCUGGAGCUGCAGCAAUGAAUGUGGCUGUGGUAAUAGAAGGUCAAGUAGUAAUUGAAGAGCUUGCCGACUUCACAACUGCAUUUGUCAUACUUGUUGGUCUUCUGUAUGCUCUAAACAUUCAGUACCCAAAAGAACUUAAAUACACUUUUGAAACAGUGCAGAAGGUGUUUCUAAAUAUUGGAGACUCAUACUCACAUAGAGUAUUGUCACUCAAAAAUAUGCUGUAUAAAUGUUAGACAAAUGUGUCUCAGAUCUGCAGAAUAGGAUGUGCUUGUCUUUUGAUUUUAGAUUAACAUUGCGAUAGCUACUUUUCUUUGUGUGAAAUUCUUUUUCAGUUGCACUUUAGUGUUA
Erpetoichthys calabaricus (reedfish) is the source of this 1495-nucleotide messenger RNA. RefSeq lists its product as uncharacterized. The coding region runs from base 16 to 1380 and encodes 454 amino acids. The transcript has 3 exons. The record is from RefSeq and is a predicted model, not a curated record. Lineage: Eukaryota; Metazoa; Chordata; Cladistia; Polypteriformes; Polypteridae.